Medioppia subpectinata is the source of this 3822-nucleotide messenger RNA. The record is from the annotation of a GenBank genome assembly. NCBI's taxonomy places the organism in Eukaryota, Metazoa, Arthropoda, Arachnida, Sarcoptiformes, Oppiidae.
AUGAGACAUUCACUUCACUUGUCAUUUGAAGACAAUCAACACUUCCGGGCAUUAUCUCAAUCAUUGGAUCAAUUGAGUGAUGAAACGUAUGGAUCGGUUGGACAUCACAUGAAGACUGAAUUUGAAGACCGAUUGAAGAGUCCAUCAAAUGAUCAACAAAUGGGACAAAGAAAUGAAACACAAGAAGUGAAUCAAAGUAUUGAUGAUAACAGCGAUGACGUGAAUGAAGACAUCACUUCAAAGCCAUCGACAUCUCAAUCAUCACAAGAGAUGGUUAACGAAGAGGUAACUAAUACCAGUAAUGAAGACUCGCUGGAAGCGAUUGAACCCAAAAUGUUGACUGAAUUUAUGCCCCAAAAUGUCUGCCAAAGAGACGGAUCCAAUCCAUUGACAACACAUACGUUGAUUUGUCCGCCAAAUGCGGCCCAAAAGACACGCAAUGUAUUGAUUUCGUCGCCACCGAUAACUCAAUCCACGGCUCAAGUGAUGGACAAUAAAGAGAUGAUCAGAAAGAGAGCCAAAGAAUUGGUGCAUAAAAUGGAAACCGAAAUACAAUUACGGAAACGGAUUCCCAAAAGGAUUCCCAAACAUAGCGGCGAAGAGUCGGCGAAGAAAAGCAAAUUAUGGUUCAAUCAAACCUCACAUACAAUCAUAUGUCCGCUAAAUAUGACCGAAAGGACACAAUGUUAUGAUUUGACUGUCAAUGCGUUCAUUUGUCCCAUCAAUGACUGCCACAGGAGUUACAAAACUAAUGACUAUUUUCGGGAUCACUUGACAGCCGUUCACAGCGGCAGACAAUUUGUGUGCACUCACGAGGGCUGCGGUAAAGUGUUUACGAGAAACACGUCUUUAAGAGUGCAUUUAUUGACACAUAAAACACGAGUUAAAUCAUUCAAAUGUGAUUACAAUGGCUGCGAAUAUCGAGCCGUUUGUCGAUACCAUUUGGAAAGUCACGUGAGAACACACUCGACGGACAGACGGUUCCGAUGCGAUGUCAGCGGCUGUGAGAAGACAUUUAAAACGGGCUAUGAAUUGACUCAACACCGGCGGACACACAGCGCUCAGCCGACGUAUAAGUGCGGCGCCGACGGCUGUAAUGAUAUGUUUUACUCGCCGUCUAUACGACUGAAACAUCAGGUGUUGGUUCAUAACCGGCGGCCGUAUGUCCAGCACCGGCGGCCGGGUGUCAAACACCGGUGCCAAUGGCCCGGAUGUGAUUACGAGGGACCCAAUGGAUCGCUGCGCAAACACACACUCGUGCAUACGGGUGAGCGGCCGCACGGCUGCCAUUGGCCCGAUUGUGGCAAACGGUUUACGCUUUCGCACCAAUUGAAUGAACACAUGAAUAUUCACCUGAAUGUCAAACCGUUUGCCUGCGAUUGGCCCGCGUGUCAGUACACCACCGCCUGUAGCGCUAAUACAAUCAUUGAUGGAGAAGACAAUCAAGACUUUUGGCUAUUGUGUCAAUCUUUGGAUCAAUUGAGUGAUGAAACGUAUGGAUCGGUUGGACAUCACAUGAAGACUGAAUUUGAAGACCAAAUGAAGAGUCCAUCAAAUGAUCAACAAAUGAGACCAACGGAUGAAACACUAGAAGUGAAUCAAAACCAAAUGAAGAGUCCAUCAAAUGAUCAACAAAUGAGACCAACGGAUGAAACACUAGAAGUGAAUCAAAGUAUUGAUGACAACAAUGACAUAAAUGAAGACAUGUUUGACAACUCGUAUGACAGCAAUGGUCUGGAGUUGGGAUCAGUUAUCAAAAUAGAAGCCGAAGAUAAUUAUGUGGAACCAAUAAAUAUAGAGAUUCAACCGGUAUUACCAUCAAAGCCAUCGACAUCUCAAUCAUCACAAGAGAUGGUAAACAAAGACAUGAAUGGGAAAAGUAGUGAAGACUCGAUGGAAAUGACAUCAAAUGAAUCGAUGGCUGAAUUCUUGCGACAAAAUAAGAUCGAAAGAAACAAAUGCUUUGAUUUGACUCUCUAUGCAUACAUUUGUCCCAUAAAUGAUUGCCACAAGAAUUUCGAUACAAACGGCUAUUUUAUGAAGCAUUUGCGGGUAACUCACGCCUCAAGACAAUAUCAGUGCACUCAUGAGGGCUGUGUAGACACCGGAGCCCAACCGCCACUACAACCGGAUCUGUUUGAUGAUAUGAUCUACUCUUUUGGUCAUACCCGCCUGUUUAACCACUCGUAUGACAGCAAUGGCCUGGAGUUGGGAUCAGUUAUUCAAAGAGAAACUAAAGAUAUUAUUGUCAAAAAAGACAAUCAACACUUCCGGACAUUAUCUCAAACAUUGGAUCAAUUGAGUGAAGAAACGUAUGGAUCGGUUGUCGUCAACAUUAAGACUGAAUUUAAAGAUCGACUGAAGAAUCCAUCAAAUGAUCGACAAAUGAGACAAAGAAAUGAAACACAAGAAGUGAAUCAAAGUAUUGAUGACAACAGCGAUGGCGUGAAUGAAGACAUGUUUGACAAUAAAUAUUCAUUAAAUUCAAUGACUGAUGAAAUGCAGACACAAGUGAACAGCACUUCAAAGCCUCAAUCAUCACAAGAGAUGGUAAACAAAGACAUGAAUAGAAAGAGCAGUGAAUACUCGAUGCAAAAGACGUCAAAGCAAUCGAUGUCUCAAUUUUUGAGAAAAAAUAAGUCCGAAAGAAAAAAAUGUUUUGAUUUAACCAAAAAUGGAUUCAUUUGUCCCAUAAAUAAGUGCCACAAGAGUUAUAAGAGUUAUCCGACGGACGCAUACUUUGUCAAGCAUUUGACGCUAACUCAUAGAUUAAAACAAUACGUAUGCACUCAUGAGGGCUGUGGUCAAGCAUUUAAGAUUAAGCGCAACUUAACGAAACAUGAAUUGAUUCACAAUACCGUCAAACCAUUUCGUUGUCCACAGAAUGGCUGUCAAUACAAAUGCAUUAGUGAUGACUAUUUGAGAGCACAUCUGAAGAGACGGCACAAUAUUGAUAGGAAGAGGACACCAAUAGUUCGCACGGAUAGAGUGGCCAUCGAAUCGGAACCACUGAUAAAAGAGACGAAAUUCUUUACGUUAACCACUUUGGAAAGAAAGCGAUGCUUUGAUCCGAAGGCAAACACCUGGAAGUGUCCGGCGAUUGAGUGCCCGAAGGCUUAUAUAACGCGUAAACUAUUGAACCAACAUUUAAAUGUCACUCACAGAGAACGCCGAUUUAAAUGCCAUUACGACGAGUGCGAUAAGAGCUUUGCUACCCGUUCUGGUCUCGACAUUCAUAUACUGAUCCAUAAACAGAUUAAGCAAUUUAAAUGCCAUUACAAAGACUGUGUUUACAGCGGCGUUACCAACGGUGCUCUGACCGCACAUAUGGUCAAACAUUCGACGGAUAAACAAGUGUUUCAAUGUCCGGCCGACGGGUGCGGCAAAUGGUUUCAAACUCGCAAAUUGUUAAGCAUUCACUCGCGGAUACAUCUGAGCGAACCGUCGUUCCGGUGCGGCGCCGAUGGAUGUGAUGCUAUAUUUUUUAAUACGAGUCAACGAAUCAAACACCAGAUCUGUGUCCACAAUAGGAAAGCCAAGUGUCCGAAACCGCAACGAAAGCAAGCGUGCGAUUGGCCCGGAUGUGAAUGGUUUGGAAUUGAUUUAAAUAAGCAUAAACUCAAACAUACGGGAGAGCGACCACAUGUGUGCGUUUGGCCCGAUUGUGGUAAGAGUUAUAAGGAUUCACAGCGACUCAAAGAUCACAUGAAUAUCCACAACAAUGUGCGCCCAUAUGUGUGUCAUUGGCCCGGAUGUGAGUACACGACCACUGGUAACGCUUAUAUGUUUAAUCAUAAGAAGUUUGUCCACAAAAUUAAAUGA